GCUGAUUGCUUUGCGACUGCCUUUCCCUUCAGCAAUGGAGCUGUGAUAGGUUAAGGAGCUGCUGCCAGCUUUUCCCAGAAUUCCAGUUAAUUUGAAGCUGGUAACCAAGUGAAAGGAUGUGCAAGAUAACAACAGCUUUGUUGGCUUUGCUAAGUCUGAGCUUGACCUUAGAAUUAGGCAGCUGCCAUGUACGACGGAGUGCCAUGGGGAGUAUUUUUAGAAAAAUAAAGUAUGCUUCGCCAUCACAAGGAGACCCUGGACAACCGCUGUUUCUAACACCUUACAUUGAAAGUGGUAAAACUGAAGAAGGAAGGCAACUAAGCCUGGUGGGGCUUCUCCCAGGACCCAGUGUGAAGAGCUAUUCAGGCUAUCUGACGGUCAAUAAGACUCACAAUAGCAACCUUUUCUUCUGGUUCUUCCCUGCUCAGGUUCAGCCAGAAAAGGCCCCUGUCUUACUUUGGCUCCAAGGUGGACCUGGAGGAACAUCUAUGUUUGGCCUUUUUGUUGAACAUGGGCCAUAUGUUGUUCAAAAGAACCUCACUUUGACGGAACGAAUGUUUCCUUGGACCUCCAAGUUCUCUAUGCUGUACAUUGAUAAUCCAGUUGGCACUGGCUUUAGUUUUACAGAUGAUGAGAAAGGAUAUGCAAAGAAUGAAGAAGAUGUAGGAAGAGAUUUGUAUAGUGCGAUUGUUCAGUUUUUCCAGCUUUUUCCUGAUUAUCAGAAAAAUGACUUCUAUGCAACAGGGGAAUCUUAUGCAGGAAAAUAUGUGCCGGCCAUUGGAUAUUAUAUUCAUAGCAAUAAUCCUACAGCAAAGAUAAAGGUCAACUUCAAGGGUGUUGCCAUUGGAGACGGUCUUUGUGACCCUGAAGUGAUGUUGGGAGGCUAUGCAGAAUUCUUAUAUCAAAUUGGCUUGGUGGAUGAGAAGCAGAGGGUACAUGUCCAGAAUCAGACUAAUCUGGGACAACAAUACAUCCAGCAGAAGAAAUGGAAAGAAGCCUUUGAAGUAUUUGAUACUCUGUUGAAUGGCGAUAAAACUGGAAGUCCUCCUUAUGUUCAGACUAUUACAGGAUGUAGCAACUAUUUCAACUUCUUGCAGUGCCAAGAGCCUGCAGAUCAGGAAUAUUUUGGAAAGCUAUUGUCAUUGCCAAACAUAAGGAAAUCUAUCCAUGUUGGAAACUUGACCUUCCACAAUGGCUCUAUAGUUGAAGAGCACUUGAUUGAAGAUAUAAUGAAGACAAUAAAACCUUGGUUGGCUAUUUUAAUGGAUCAUUACAGGGUUCUCUUAUACAAUGGACAACUUGAUAUCAUUGUGGCAGCUCCACUGACUGAACGAUUUCUGCCUACUGUGCCAUGGGCCAAGGUAAAAGAGUACAAAAACGCUGAGAGAAUUGUAUGGCGAAUACAUGAUAAAGACCCUGAAGUUGCUGGCUAUGUACGCCAAGUGGGUGAAUUCUAUCAGGUCAUUGUUCGAGGAGGUGGCCACAUCUUGCCUUAUGACCAACCUGAAAGGGCUUUGGAUAUGAUGGAUAGAUUUAUCACAGGAAAAGGAUGGAAACAAAGUGGAUAUGGAAAAUAAAACUUGAAAUUUUUUGGAAAGUCUACUAAAGAGAUUGCAUUGGCCAAUGGAGAUCAAAGGAAUGGUGAUUAGAAGUAUUAUGAGGGCUUUUUUUUCCCCCUUGGGAAAAUCUGUUUUGAUCUGUAAAUGAGCCAUUCAUCCAACUUGAUUUCUUGUUCUCAAAAUAAAUGUCACAUCUCUCUCUC
Molecule: messenger RNA, 1762 nt
Organism: Candoia aspera
Lineage: Eukaryota; Metazoa; Chordata; Lepidosauria; Squamata; Candoiidae
Gene: CPVL
Product: carboxypeptidase vitellogenic like
Exons: 13
Coding region: 117-1577 (486 amino acids)
Biological process (GO): proteolysis
Molecular function (GO): serine-type carboxypeptidase activity
Source: RefSeq, a predicted model, not a curated record